CUAAAAAGAGAGAGAAAAGUUCUUAGGGUUUCACUUUGGUUCCUAGCCGAGAAAUUUAAUCAAUAGAAAAUUGAUUUUUCAUUGAAAGGGACGAAUUUGAGUUCAUGGACCGCUUGCGUCCUCGGAACCGAGAGGUUUUUUCUGGAUUUACAAAUGCAGAGAUUGAGAAAAUGAAAAAUUUCUUGAAUGAACCUAAAGGAGUAACAUGGGGCAGAGAAUUUUACCAAAAACUGGCUGGAAGUUUCAAUCGUUCCACUGGUCGUGCAGGGAAGCCUGUGAUCAAAUGGACAGAGAUUGAAGGUUGGUUUCAGGCAAAGCUCCAAGACUUACCACAAGUCCCUAACAGUGAGUUGAUGGUUCCUAAAUGUAAGGAAGUAGAUGUUAUGCAAGAUCCAUCAGAGUUGGAAUUUGAAGCAAAAUCAUCAAAAGACGGGGCAUGGUAUGAUGUUGAGGCAUUUCUUGCUCACAGAUUUCUUAGCACAGGAGAAGCUGAAGUUCAUGUCAGAUUUGUUGGAUUUGGAGCUGAGGAAGAUGAGUGGAUCAAUAUUAAAAGUUCAGUCCGCCAACGCUCUAUCCCAUUGGAAAACACAGAGUGUUCGAACCUAAAUGUUGGAGACUCUGUCCUAUGCUUCCAGGAGAGGAGAGAUCAAGCAAUUUACUUUGAUGCUCAGAUUGUAGAGAUCCAAAGGAGAAUGCAUGAUAUUAGAGGUUGCAGGUGUCUCAUCUUAAUAAGAUAUGAUCAUGACAACAGUGAGGAAAGGGUUCGAUUGAGAAGACUUUGCCGCAGAGCAAAAUAUUAGGUGUAUUUGGAAUGAAUUAUUUUUGACGUCCCAGGUGAGUUUUCAAGCAUUCAUCCAAUAACCUGGGUGCAGUUGGAAGCAGCUUGCACUGGCACUUGACAUGAAGUUUUGGUGGAAAAAAACUAUUGGAAAUGGUUAAUAGUCAAUUAGAUCUUUUUGUGCUUAUAUUAGUAGAUUAGGGCAGUGGGCAGUCAAAAGACGAGUAAGAUUCAAUUAUGUGCACUUGGGGUGACUCAAUUGUUGAACAAUAUGUUUUUUGUUUUUCAUUAUGGUAAGAUAGGUAACUCUCAUUAUUAUUA
Vigna umbellata (rice bean) is the source of this 1099-nucleotide messenger RNA. Its product is annotated as protein SAWADEE HOMEODOMAIN HOMOLOG 1-like. The record is from RefSeq and is a predicted model, not a curated record. Gene Ontology annotation, molecular function: chromatin binding. NCBI's taxonomy places the organism in Eukaryota, Viridiplantae, Streptophyta, Magnoliopsida, Fabales, Fabaceae.